Molecule: messenger RNA, 1614 nt
Organism: Exophiala aquamarina CBS 119918
Lineage: Eukaryota; Fungi; Ascomycota; Eurotiomycetes; Chaetothyriales; Herpotrichiellaceae
Product: CAMK/CAMKL/CHK1 protein kinase
Exons: 2
Coding region: 1-1614 (537 amino acids)
Biological process (GO): mitotic G2 DNA damage checkpoint signaling; protein phosphorylation
Cellular component (GO): site of double-strand break; nucleus; cytoplasm
Molecular function (GO): ATP binding; protein kinase activity
Source: RefSeq, a predicted model, not a curated record
AUGAACGGCAUCCCUCACUCCCAACUAGCCCCUCUGCCUACCCAAGUCCCCUUUCGCAUCGUCUCUCCAACAAUUGGGUCGGGAGCCUACGCAUGUAUCAAGAAAGCAGCCCCAGAACAUGCCGAAGCCCCUGUCUUUGCCGUCAAAUUUAUCAAUAAGCUCUUUGCUCAAAAAUAUGGUCGAAUUAAGCAGAAGCAGCUGGAGAUGGAAAUCUCGCUGCACAAGCACAUUGGAGUGCACAAAAACAUAAUAGAAUUCUACGACCAUGGAGAUGAUCCUUCUUGGAAAUGGAUUGCAAUGGAGUUGGCCGAAGGAGGCGAUUUGUUUGACAAAAUCGAGGCCGAUGCUGGCAUUGCCGAGGACAUCGCACACGUGUAUUUCACACAGCUUGUAAGCGCAAUCGGCUUUAUGCACUCCAGGGGCGUCGCCCAUCGAGAUAUCAAGCCCGAAAACAUCCUCCUUUCCGCCGACGGUGAUCUGAAACUUGCAGACUUCGGUAUGGCCACCCUGUUUGAGUAUCACGGCAAAAGAAAACUAGCAACGACUUUAUGUGGAAGCCCACCAUACGUUGCUCCUGAGGUUCUGUCUUGUAGUACACAGGCAGGUAGCAAGGGCAGUGGCUAUGCAGCCGACAUGGCCGAUGUUUGGUCUUGUGGUGUGGUUCUCUUCGUUUUACUCGCUGGCAACACUCCUUGGAGUCGACCCUUGGAAGGACGGGACGAGUACGGCCGUCCAAACGAAUUUAGCGAGUACAUUGAGAGCAAAGGCAAGCCAGACGAUGAGCUUUGGAAGUCGCUCCCAAACGAGGUGCUUUCAUUGCUUCGAGGCAUGAUGAAGGUUCCCGUCGAUUCUAGAUUCACUUUGGAAGACGUUCGAAGACAUCCAUGGUUUACGCGGCCCAACAAAUUCAUGGAUCCCAAGGGCAGGCUCAGUGAUCCUAUUACCAUGGCUACAAAUAUGUUUGAAGCUCUCCAUGUUAGCUUUGAUGCCAACCCUUUCGCGGGGACCCAGCGAAGUCGGCCAUCUGACUCAAUGGAUAUCGAUCAUUCCUCAUUCGACAAGUUUGCAUCUACGCAGCCAGACAUGCCUUCGGAGGACAUGUUGUUUGACUGGGAGAGGCCUCGGAAUCUUGCCAUGGCAAGCACACAAGUCGGUACUGGAUUGACUGGUAUUCGCUCUACGCAAGCGAUUUCAAGACCCAGUUUCUUCGACCUGGAUGCAGCCAUGUCACAAUUUCAGCCUACUCCCAGCGUGCCCAUCACCACAACACAAAAUGCCCGCAAAUUCCGUGACAUUUUGCCUGCACAGAGUCUCAACAAGUUCUACUCGACAUGGGCGCUGAGCUUGCUUGUGCCACACGUGCUCGAGGCCUUGAGUCGCCUGGGCGUUCCAACCCCAAACGUACCUCGACCUUCGGCGCACGAACAAGAGUUUGUCCUUAAGAUCAAGACUCAGGAUAGUCGCGGCUGCCCGUUAAGUGGAAAUGUAGCAGUUGAGAUUGUUGCAGAGGAUGUUGCAGAGGUGUGCUUUGUCAAGGCGUCUGGCGAUCCUCUGGAAUGGCGACGUUUCUUCAAGCGAGUGGCUGUUCUUUGUCAAGAUGCAGUACUCAAAUGA